Molecule: messenger RNA, 1472 nt
Organism: Gryllus bimaculatus (two-spotted cricket)
Lineage: Eukaryota; Metazoa; Arthropoda; Insecta; Orthoptera; Gryllidae
Source: the annotation of a GenBank genome assembly
CACGUUAUAUUUUACGUGGAAUCCCGUGGAAUCCAUUCCUACUGAUUUUAGGCAAACUGGUGUGGGUGAUCUGUUCUGCAGCCUGUAUUAUAUUUAGUACACCCCAUGGAAUUGGAAACAUCGGAAAAGUUUAUGGGGUCAAAUAGCCCUGUUGUUUCAGCUGACAACUCCCAAGAUAAAAAAAUUGAAAAAUCAGCACAUGUCAUUCCUCAAGAUGCUUCAAACGGCAAGGAUCAACAAGUAAAUGUUUCUCGAGCUAGCAGAAAGAAUAUUCCCGAUAAAGAAUCAUUUCAACGCAUUAACUAUCUCCUUCAGGCUUCACAGAUAAUAACUGCCCAGAGUCCAAGAGCUAGAAGUGUAGCAGCAUAUUACUGUUCAUUAAUACACAACAUAGCACAGAAAUCUUUAAUAAGGUUACAUCCAGAUGUUAAAAGGAUGAUGUGCAGAGGUUGCAAGUGUUUACUUUUUCCUGGAAUUAACGCUCAAGUGACUGUUAAAUCAAAACCAAUGAGCCAAGUUCUUUGGACAUGUUUCUUAUGUGGAACACUUAGAAGAUUACCUUCCAAACGUGGAUAUGAACUUUGGGUCCAAAAACCAGAAGCACUUAUAUGAAGUAAUGGAAAGCGUUAACUGCUGGAAUGAAUACAAGAAAUGUAUUGUAAACAUAAAAAAUAAGUAUGGGGGGGAAAAUAGUUAAUAAAAUGUACACAACCUAUAACUGAAAAUAUUUCAAAUUAUUUCCUUAUCAUUACAAUUUUUCUUAUUAACCAUGAAGUAACAUUUAUUAAGUAGUUUUGAUAUUCACCAACAUCAGGAAGAGUUCUCUACAAUGGACACGACUUCAAGACAAUGGAUUGAAAGUACACUUUGAGGCACUUGAUUAGCUGGGCAUGAAUUUCUACCUGGGAUGAAUUAAUACACAAGACUGUGCUUAGGGCAACUACUGCCUAGAAGCCCUCAGUUAUAUUAUUUACAAAAUUUAGUCUCAAAAAAAUCUAAAUUGACUUUGCGGUGCCAUAACCAAGAGGAAAGCUAUAAUUACUACAUGCGCUCCCUUCAAUAUUGAAAAGAACAAGGUCCUCAUAAAUUGCAUUAGAAAUUUGUGUAGUCAAAUGCUCUGGAGGAUUUUGAACUUUAGACCCUGAUUAUCCUUUCUCCUGAAUCUUUUAUAUUUUUAAUAUUAUUAAAAUCUAAAUUGUAAAGGUGUACCUCAAAAGGAAACCACAAAUCAUGUCCACAUGCAAUGAAUUCCGUGUGUGAUAUUGAUAAUUGACUAAAAAAUAUUCUUGAGUUUCUUCCAUUCAGAUUUUAUUAAUUAGUCGAGAAUGUUAUCUACAUCUUGUCGGUAAUGUACUAGGCUGAUGCCUGGAUGUAAGUUUUUAUUUCCUCUCAAUGCUUGUAUUUAAAAAAAUUGAAUUGUGAACUAUAUGACAUAGAAAUUUCAUGUAAGUAAACAGAAGAAAUUGAAUAUU